UAAUCGACAAAAAAUGUAAGACUACUAACGUGCCCAACUUAAUGAAAUGACUGGCGGGUUUUUUAAAGUCUAUUCGUGGGUGAAUAAUUGACUUCAAUUAAACUAUGGUUGGAGCUUAUUGAAUUGUGGGAAAAGCAAGUGCAGAGAAGUUGACUAUGCUAUGGUAUAACGUAUAAGUAGCUAGGUACUGUGUAGAAUCACUGGUGGUCCGGAUAUAAAUUGCACCAUGGCAGUUUAUACUCUAAAGGAGUUAUGCCUUGCGUAUGUUGUUAACAACAUACACAACGUUGAUUCACUCCAUGGAUUACCUGCGCUCAUUGGUAAAGAAAUAUUUGAUGGUUGCAUGGAAGCAGGUUACUUCAAUACUGAUGAAUAUGGUAAUUGGAGAAAAGUUCUAGAUGUAUUUGUAGAUGCUUACGCUGAAGAAGUUCUUCAAAGAUUAAAUCUACAAAGUAAAUGGAUGUUCUUGGCUUCGUGUUUAGACUGUAUAGUUCCAUAUACUUAUAUUCAAUACAUUGACUUGUCACAUUGCAGAAUUGGAAACAGCCAUGAAAUUUUAUGUCAUUUGGGAACACUACAGUUGAUUAAAGUUAUCGCUUUACAUUAUAACAAUAUUUCAAUUCAGGGAAUUAAAAUUUUUACAUCUAAACACAGAAGAGCUAAAUGGGGACUUGAAUGUUUAGAAGUUUUGCGUUUGGAUGGAAAUCCCAAUAUAACACAAGAAUGUCUUCCGUUUCUAACUACUUUACCUGCUUUAAAAAUUAUAUGUUUUGAUGCAAAAGUGCUGGAGAAACAGCCCGCACUUACAGGACAUUUAAAAAUCUGUUCUCAUUCCUCUGACUUUCAUUCUGAUGUAUUUAGUGAAAGCAAAGGCAGGGGUCAUGGAUGGGCUGCACCAUUACUAAAUAUGUACAUACAAGAUAUGGACGAAAAAUUGUCAAAACCACCAAUGUUUACAUUUUCCAAGAAAGCGCCCAACACUGGUAGGAUUCCUGAAAACAAUUUUAGCGAAAAGAGUGAGAUAAACGAUUCUCAAAAUAAUUCCGGUACAAUUAUUAUUUGUGAUUGUACUGCAAAAGAAUUGUCAACACCUUUUUCACACAAACAAUCUAAGAGCUUGAAAACCUUACAAAGUAAUAGUGAUAACAAAUUGCAUGAAGGAAAUGCAAAGUUGAAGAGAAAAUACAUCAAUGAUGUUCCAGCAGACACUGCAGAAACUAGCUCAAAAAAUCUUAAGAUUUUGAAGUUAGAUCCUAGUGUGUUAAAUUUGUAUUUAUAAAUUCUUGCCAUUUUUGUUCACAUUUUUACAGAAUCCAUUAUGUUUUCAUUUUUCUACAGGGUAUACAUACUGAUUUUUUAUUAUUUUAAACA
Molecule: messenger RNA, 1371 nt
Organism: Ciona intestinalis (vase tunicate)
Lineage: Eukaryota; Metazoa; Chordata; Ascidiacea; Phlebobranchia; Cionidae
Product: leucine-rich repeat-containing protein 42-like
Source: RefSeq, a predicted model, not a curated record